Molecule: messenger RNA, 1751 nt
Organism: Neohortaea acidophila
Lineage: Eukaryota; Fungi; Ascomycota; Dothideomycetes; Mycosphaerellales; Teratosphaeriaceae
Product: putative tyrosine decarboxylase
Exons: 2
Coding region: 173-1699 (508 amino acids)
Biological process (GO): carboxylic acid metabolic process
Molecular function (GO): pyridoxal phosphate binding; carbon-carbon lyase activity
Source: RefSeq, a predicted model, not a curated record
CUCUGAGCCUACGCAGAUAUUGAUACUUACGCCUUAUCAUCAUUCUUAUAGCCUGUGCUCCUCUAUAGCAUCGAUUCCAAUCGACACAACACUAUCGUGCGCGUGCACCCGAGAUGCCCGUAGUCUCGUCGGCCGCGCUGUCAAGCCCGCUGGUCCACCACGUAGGGCGCGCAUGACUCCUGUGAGACAUUUAUUUUCAUCUUCACCUUCUUCCAUUCGCUCUAUUCCUUUCAUAUGUCAAAUCUCCGUAAUGGACGCAGACCCUUCCACGUUUGCCGCCGACAUACUGCCAUCCCCAGAACAACUUCACAAUGCUCGCUCCAAACUCAUCCAGACGCUGCCGAGCAAAGGCAUUGGACUCGCAGAGGCGCGACGACACCUCUAUGAAGACUUGGUCCCAGGCUUCAACAGGCAGAGCCAAUCACCUUACUACUACGGCUUCGUGACAGGAGGCACGACUCCAGCGGCAGUCCUCGGCGACAACAUCGCCACACAAGCCGACCAAAGUCCGCAAGUCCACCUUCCGAACGAUACGGUAGCUACCGAUGUCGACGACCGCGCGUUGAGCAUGGUGUGUGAACUACUGGCUUUGCAACCGGAGCAAUGGCCCCAUCGCAUCUUCUCGACUGGAGCUACGGCGAGUAAUGUGCUAGGCCUAGCGUGCGGGCGUGAGUUUGUUCUGCAAAGGGCCGCAGCAUCGGCAGAUGCCAGCGUCGCGGAGCUCGGAAUUGCAGGAGCAAUGCGAGCCGCUGGGGUGGGCGAGGUUCGUGUUCUUACGACUGUGCCGCACUCUUCGUUGCGCAAGGCAGCGUCCAUCGUUGGCUUGGGCAGAGCAAGCGUCCAGGACGUCGGCAUUCCAACUCCACGACAUAAAAUCGAUUGGGCAACGCUAGAAGCUGCUCUCCAGCUGCCGCGCACCGCAUAUAUAAUAGCGGUGUCUUGUGGUGAGGUCAAUACCGGAUUGUUCGCGACCACUGGCGCAGAUAUGCAGCGACUUCGACAGCUGUGCGACAAGCAUGGCGCUUGGCUACACGUUGAUGCUGCGUUUGGCCUUCUUGCUCGAGCGCUUCCACAAGGAGAAGAGUUCAGCAAAAUCCUGGAAGGCGUAGCAGGCUUGGAGCUCGCCGACUCCAUUGCAGGCGAUGCCCACAAGCUACUGAACGUGCCAUACGACUGCGGCAUCUUCCUCUCCCGCCACCUAGCCCUAGGAACGCACAUCUUCCAAAACCCCAACGCAACCUACCUCAACAUCCCAAGCACAACAGCAACAACAGCCCACCAAAUCCCCUCCCCCCUAAACCUCGGCAUCGAAAACUCCCGCCGCUUCCGCGCGCUCCCCGUCUACGCCACCCUCUCAGCCUACGGCCGCGAAGGGUACAGCAGCAUGCUGCAGCGCCAAAUCCGGCUUGCGCGCGCGAUAGCACGCUACAUCGGGUCCAGCGCGGAGUACGAAUUACUCCCGCGCGGAAUGGCGGAGGGUGAGAUUUACAUCAUCGUGCUUUUCCGCGCGCGAGACGCGGAGUUGAAUGCCGGGCUCGUGAAGCGGUUAAAUGCUUUGCGGCGGCUUUAUGUCUCGGGGACGGUGUGGGAAGGGCAGGCGGCGGCGAGGUUUGCGGUGGCGAGUUGGAUGGUGGAUGUGGAGAGGGAUUUGAAAGUGGUGGUGGAUGUGUUGACAGAGGUGGCGAAGGGCGAGUGGUGAAUUCGGGGAAAUAAUGCCUCAUGCGAAGCCAUUAUGCGGUAUUAAGGUGAAU